AUGAAGACGCAUAGCAGCCGUAACGGCGUAUUUAAAAUUUUCAAUUGUUGCACAUCACGGCAAGAUUUAACGUCAACCUAUCCGGAUGAUUGUAAAGAAAGCAGCCUGUACUCAACACGACGUAUACCAGCUCCAGUUCGAAAGUCUCAGGAUAAUAAGGAGGUGCAGGAAAAGCAAUUGGGGAAUGAAAGAUCACGACUCAGGCGAACGAAGAGUUCUGCAUCUCGCACGUCUUUGCGACGAAAUACAUCAGCAAAAGAUAAUCCAGAUGCACCCUCAAAUCCUCCAAAAUAUACACCUCUAGAACUUCUCAAGGUCGACAGUCAUACACACCAUCGAGACAACGUAUUUCGUCCCCUCAAACUUGACCUUUCUAAGCCAGAUGAUGAAUGGUCGCCCACUGUCCCUCACACCGGACAGUCUCCCCCCAGAAAACCGUCGCGCUACUCUAAAGAAUUGCCAGAUCCCAAUGCACCUCGGAUACCGCUUCAUACAAAACCCACGUCAUCAAAUCAAGCAGGCCAAUACGAAACUCACCCUAACUCCAGUCCCGAUGAUCAUUCUGCCCUUAUUGUGACAAGAAAGGAGAAUCCAGGAUCCAGAUCGCAUCAUAGAACACGUAGCGAACCGGCACCUCACGAACGAGUAGACAUCUCCUUAGCAGAGAAAAUGAAUUUGCUAGAGCAGUUAAAGAAUGUUGAGUCUGAUAUUGAAAAGAGAAAUAGAUUCCUUUACAGCCGACCCAGUAGCCGGUCUAACAGCCGACCUAGCAGUCAACGUGAUAGCCGAUCUUUUAGUCGACCAACCAGUCGAGCCAGUAAAAAGAACAGUCUUAAUUUCAAUCCGUACGAACCUCUGCCACCUUAUCCAGUUCAAGUAGUUGGUCAGUUCUCUUCGUUGCCUACCUUUCAUGCACACCAAAAUAGUACUGUAUCUGAGCCCUAUCAUGACCAACCGCCACCGGUCUCCAUAAGGAAUCGUUCAUUUUCAAUGAGCUCAUCUCGAUCUCACACAAUAUACCGUCCAGACCAGGGGAUACCCCUACCACCUCUACCAUUAGUCCUUCAGGCUCCUUCAUUCGAUAAGACGCGACCUCUUUCGAGGGUCUCGAGUUGGUUGACUACCUCAAGUCAACAUGAAAUCUCUAGAUCAUCAAACUCCGUUACAAAUACGCCGAGGCCUAUUACUGGCCGCGAUGGUUUCUAUCAGUGUGUAGAACAGUACUCUAUAAGUACUGACACGUCUACGACCGUAACCAACAGCUAUUUAUCCCAGCCCACAACGUGCACAUCUCAGAUUUUAUGCCCGGACAUGCGGAAAGAUGUAGAUCCAAAUUUAGCUAGAGCACUUCGGCAUCCGGGCGAAAAUUCGAAGGUAAUAAAAGAAAUUGAGGAUGCAGAACACAACGAGGUGGUGUUGCCAGACGAACAAUGGGCGCAUAUUAUCGGGCUUGCUUUUUGA
Messenger RNA from Blumeria graminis f. sp. triticale, 1461 nucleotides. The record is from the annotation of a GenBank genome assembly. NCBI's taxonomy places the organism in Eukaryota, Fungi, Ascomycota, Leotiomycetes, Helotiales, Erysiphaceae.